AUGCAAAGAAAGAACUUCACAGAAGUGGUGGAAUUCAUCUUCCUGGGAUUCUCUAUCUUUGGAAAGCACCAGAUAACCCUCUUUGUGGUUUUCCUCACCAUCUACAUUUUCACUUUGAUUGAGAACAUCAUCAUUGUGACUAUCAUCUGCAUUGACCGUCAUCUCCACACACCCAUGUACUUCUUCCUAAGCAUGCUAGCUAGUUCAGAGACAGUGUACACACUGGUCAUUGUCCCACGAAUGCUUUCCAGUCUCAUUUUUCAUAGCCAUCCUAUCUCCUUGUCAGGCUGUGCGACCCAGAUGUUCUUUUUCAUUACCUUGGCCACUAAUAACUGCUUCUUGCUGACAGCAAUGGGCUGUGACCACUAUGUGGCCAUCUGCAAGCCCCUGAGAUACACAGUCAUCAUGAACAGAGGAAUGUGUGCCAGGUUAAUGUGUGGGUCCUUUGGCACUGGGCUGGUUAUGGCAGUUCUCCAUGUAACGGCCAUGUUCAGUUUGCCCUUCUGUGGCACAGUGGUGGACCACUUCUUCUGUGACAUUUACCCAGUCAUGAAACUUUCUUGCAUUGAUACCACUGUCAGCGAGAUCAUCAAUUAUGGUGUAAGUUCAUUUGUGAUUUUUGUGCCUGUGGGCCUGAUCUUCUUCUCCUACGUCCUCAUUAUCUCCUCCAUCCUUAAGAUACCCUCAGCCAAGGGCCGGAAGAAGGCCUUUGCCACCUCUGCUUCCUACCUCACUGUGGUCAUCGUCCACUAUGGCUGUGCCUCCAUCGCCUACCUCAAGCCCAAGUCAGAAAACUCAGUAGAGAAAGAUCUUCUUAUCUCUGUGACCUACACCAUCAUCACGCCCAUGCUGAACCCUGUCAUUUACACUGUGAGGAACAAGGAAGUCAAGGAUGCCCUACGCAGAGCGGUAGGCAGAAACACUUUUUAA
Messenger RNA from Camelus dromedarius (Arabian camel), 930 nucleotides. RefSeq names its product olfactory receptor 10J5. Gene Ontology annotation, biological process: detection of chemical stimulus involved in sensory perception of smell; G protein-coupled receptor signaling pathway. The record is from RefSeq and is a predicted model, not a curated record. The transcript has a single exon. Gene Ontology annotation, molecular function: olfactory receptor activity; G protein-coupled receptor activity. The coding region runs from base 1 to 930 and encodes 309 amino acids. Gene Ontology annotation, cellular component: plasma membrane. Lineage: Eukaryota; Metazoa; Chordata; Mammalia; Artiodactyla; Camelidae.